Molecule: messenger RNA, 879 nt
Organism: Aspergillus ruber CBS 135680
Lineage: Eukaryota; Fungi; Ascomycota; Eurotiomycetes; Eurotiales; Aspergillaceae
Product: ankyrin
Exons: 3
Coding region: 1-879 (292 amino acids)
Molecular function (GO): protein binding
Source: RefSeq, a predicted model, not a curated record
AUGGGCCCCGUAUUCCCAAAGUUUGUUCGCUGUAAGCUAUCACUGGCGGCAUAUCUUUAUGAUGAGUCUGCGGUGGUGUCACUGGUCGCUCGGGGUGUGGGUGUGAAUACUAAUGACAAAUGGCUCGGACCACCGCCGAAUGCAGCAGUGUUUGGUGGACACUUGUCUAUUGUUAAUUUGUUACUGGGUCUCAAGGCUGAUCCAAACAUCCCCAAUGGCCUAGACACCAUUGAAGAUAGUGACAUGAAGGGAGGAUCACCAAUUAUGCGGUUACUUCUCCAAAAUGAUGAGGUUAACCCUAACAAGACCACAUUCUGUUCAGACAGAAAUGCCAUGAUCAUGGUUUAUCAUCCAGGGUCGUCUCCUUUGGAAGCUGCUCUCCUUAGCCCAGAACACGACAGGAUGGCUGAAUUGCUCCUGCAACAAAAAGAUGCUUUAUACACUAUCACAGACGAGGUCUUACUUACAGCAUCACCACGCAGUCGUCCGCCUCCUUUCCCAACAUUGCGAUAUAAAAUCAAACGUGGAAUAUACCGAGGCCAAACACCCUUCCACGCAGUCAUUUUCAACGGCCACCAAUCAAUCGUCGAGUUACUACUCGAGUACAAGGCUGCUUAUCGCAACAGCAAGGACGGCUACCACCGCACCCCACUCUUAGCAGCUGUCUGGCGCGGCCGCGCCAAAAUAGCAUGCUUAAUUCUCCAGCAACCAGGUAUUGAUAUCACGUGGAUAGAUUGUCAAGGUUGCACAGCAGCUUCCUACUCCGCGCAAAGAGGGUAUCUGGGUAUUCUUAAGGCACACACGGUGCUUGAAAAUGUAGAUAAGCAUGGCCGGACACUUCUGAUAUGGGCUGCGAGGAAUGAAUAUACCUCCUUCUAA